This is a messenger RNA of Periconia digitata, 1622 nucleotides long. The record is from the annotation of a GenBank genome assembly. NCBI's taxonomy places the organism in Eukaryota, Fungi, Ascomycota, Dothideomycetes, Pleosporales, Periconiaceae.
AAGAUCCUUGAUCAAUUGAAGCUUCGGAGAAACUGUCGUAUAAUUCCACUUAUUGAUACCCAAUCGCAAAAGCGGGAGCAGGAUCCCGAGUUGAUACCCAGCACUCCUCCCGCACGCAGCCGAAUACCCCACUUCCUCUCGGACGAGAAAACAACAUGGCAUUACAGUAUCUGGCCAACAGCAACGGCUGGUUGUCCUUCAACCACAGCACUCCUGUGCUUUAUGUCACGGCUGAAGACGAAGAAUUCGACACUGAAACCCUGCGCGCAUGGCGGGACGAAGGCUUCAAUGUCAAGUACGUGCCCAUGGGAAGCGGGGGCAAGACAUACGUAAACACGUUACACCAUUUGGGCGAUAACAUGAGCAUUGGCGAGCGUUAUGCCAUCGUAGCUUUCGGCGACGCCGCAUCGGUGUGCUUGGAGGUCUACUCGGAACCCAAGACGGCAACCGCGAAGCUCUGCUCGCUGAUUGCAUACUACCCUUCCACUAUUCCCGACCCCCACAAGCGCCUGUCGGCAUCUUUUCGAGUCCUGGUCCACCUGGCACUCGGCACUGGUCAGGAAGACUCUACUGUUGGUGUCUCUCGGCGUACCGAAGCUCUCGGGAUACAAGGGAGGAAACGAACGGUUCAGAAGCGCAUAACUCCUGGUAUAGGCACCGGGGGUCUACAAAGCAAGAUUGAAUACCCCGUUUACACAUACGAAGGCGUAGACGCGGGAUUCGCUGAGCACGACUUGGAUGAGUACGACGGUGUCGCAGAUGCCUUGGCCUGGAGCCGCAGUCUCAGCAUGGUGCGACGCGGCUUUGGUGCAGAGGUAGAAUUGGAGCGCAUAUGGGAAGAAAACACUGAAAACAAAUACAAUACACAGAACACCAAAAAGGUCAUCGAGACAUACACCACGAAUCCAACUCCCAUCAUAAACUUUACGCCAACAUUGACCGGCGGCAAAGGCCAUGAAGAGCUCGCUCGAUUCUACGAAAAUUACUUCCUACCGAACCACCCUCCCAGUUUCCACAUGCGCCUCAUCUCCCGCACAGUCGGUGUAGAUCGAAUCGUCGACGAACUCUACAUACAAUUCAAGCAUACCUGCCACAUGCCCUGGGUACUCCCCUCGGUGCGACCCACCAACAAGAAGGUUGAGAUUGUUGUUGUUAGUAUUGUGGGGAUGAGAGGUGGGAAGAUCUGGAGCGAGCGCUUUUAUUGGGAUCAAGCGAGCGUCUUGUUUCAAGUUGGUUUGCUCGAUCCAGAUGAUGUUCCUGAGGAUCAUAAGGAUUCUGGAUUGGAGAUGCUGCCUGUUGCGGGGAGUGAAGCUGCGAGGAAGAUAAUGGAUUUUGAUAGUGAGGAAGGGAAUGACAUGAUCGAUGAUUGGUGAGGGAUGGUGUACGAGUCAGAUCUCUAAUUUCAUUAGAUUUAAGUGUGGGAAAUGGUCGAUAUAUGGGAGGACGCUAAGGGGAACACGUCCUCCUUUGGGAAUUUCUUCGGAGGACAAGGACUGGCUGGCUGGUUUUGUACGAUUUUACGAAUGGUAUGACUCUCUUUCCUAAUUCCUCUUUUCUUUACCUGGUUUUCUACGACUUACUUGAUACCUUCCUGCUUUGCUUGGGUUCGCGCUUUGCUCCGC